Messenger RNA from Cooperia oncophora, 255 nucleotides. The record is from the annotation of a GenBank genome assembly. Lineage: Eukaryota; Metazoa; Nematoda; Chromadorea; Rhabditida; Trichostrongylidae.
AUGCGGCGAACACCAUAUACCGCGUUCACAGAAAGUAUCGAUGAUUGUUUUAGGGCUUCGGUAUCAUCACAAGGUAACCGUAAACCAAUCCUGACAGCCAGCCAACGUGCAAUCAUCAAGUACUGCAUCGACAAUGCCAAAGAUGACAUUGCCGAACGAAUCAUUCGCCGUGCUACUGAGAGGAAGGAUGACUUCAAAAUGUUCAUCGAUAAUCUUACACGGGUACGUUCAAACUUUUUGUGUACUUUAUUUUCG